Molecule: messenger RNA, 2055 nt
Organism: Symsagittifera roscoffensis
Lineage: Eukaryota; Metazoa; Xenacoelomorpha; Acoela; Convolutidae
Product: cholinesterase-like
Exons: 6
Coding region: 383-2053 (556 amino acids)
Source: RefSeq, a predicted model, not a curated record
UGUUUUUUAUUGAGACUAAGAAAAUCUUGGUUCAUCUAGUUUUUUUCAAACAUUUUUCUUUUCCGACCUAUGUUUUUUAUAUGUUUGUGUUUUAUCGCAAAUGGUGGUAAGGUCGGCUUCGUCUUUGAGAACCCUUUAGGUAAGCAUCAAUAGUUUUAACUACCUGCUAGAAGUUAAUCCAAUAGAGUGAAAUAUUAAGUCUCCGUCCAUUCGAGGAAUUUCGCCAAUAUGAGCAGUUCAGUUUUCUCGUUAAAAAUGUUUUUCAUCGUACGAUCAACUUUUUUGCUCCGCUUAUUCGAAAAAGUGUUCACUCACCUAGAAUUUUACUGCAGAUGAAGGAAACCACCAAUUUCAGACCUGGAAUAAACUGAAUAGUCGGAAAAUGAACAGCGAAAAACACAAAAUGCAGACAAUUUUAUCACAAGCGUCGUCAAUGAAUAUAAUGGCAGAAGAAACAGACAUGUCGCUGACUCUGGAAACGCCUGUGGGCAAAAUAAACGGAAAAGUUGUGAAAAUGGACGGCAAAUACGUUGGCGAAUUCCUAGGAAUACCAUAUUCCAAGCAACCAAUAGGAGAUCGUCGAUUCAAAUUUUUGGAACCACUGGAUGAAAAACUAGACCAUAAAGUUUCUCCUUUUUUGGCUCAUAGGAAGGGAAACAGCGCUGUUCAGCUUCAGCAAGGGAAGUUUUGGGAUACAAAAAUGCCGGUUGGAGAAGACUGCAUAUAUCUGAAUAUCUACACACCUCUUGGAUCCGAACCCGAAAAUUUUCAGAAACUCUCAGAAUCAAAACUUCCAGUGUUGUUUCACAUCCACGGAGGAGGGUUUAAAAUCGGAAGUGGCUCGGAGCCAAUGUACGAUUUGAGUUUCUUUGCUGUCAGGCAUGAUAUUGUAUGUGUGAAUAUAAACUACAGACUGGAUAUGUUGGGGUUCUUGAGUUAUCCAGGAGUUAUUGAGGACAACUUGGGGUUGAAAGAUCAACAAGUGGCUUUGAAAUGGACGCAUGAAAACAUAUCUGCAUUUGGAGGAGAUCAGGAUAGAGUUACAAUUUAUGGUUGUUCUGCAGUGCAAAGUUCUGUUCGGGAUGAAAUGAUGUCUUGGACUAAACCACGAAUGGUCAGAAUACUCGGAGGAGCCAGUGUUCACUACCACACAUUGUCACCUGAAAGCAGCAAAUACUUCGCACGUGCCUUUGCAUCCAGUGGCACAGUGAACAGAUUAUGGAGUCGCUUCUACAGGAAUGAUCACUAUAAAAAGACACUCAAGGCCCUCAAAAUGCUGGGAGGACCAAAGAACCCAACGGCUGAACAAGUUCGAGACUUUUUCAUAAACCUGUCAGUAGAUAAAAUCAAGGAAAGGCAAAUUCAAGCCAAAGACUUCAUAACACAAACAAAAGUGGACCAGAGUGUGAGUUUUAUUCCAGUGGAUGAGUUCGAAGAGGAGAAGCUGCCAUCGAAAUCCAGAAUGGCGCAAAAGCCACUUCUGCUGGGAGUAGCUUCAGACGAAGGCACCAUGUUUUCAGACAUGAUUUUUCCCAGGAAGGAUAUUACAAAACCCACAUGGUGCAGACAGAUUUUUUCGGAAUUCUUUGGAGAAAAGGUGUUCUAUCAACCACUUAGAGAACUGCUUGAUGAAAUCUCUAGUAUACCCAACUUGCCUGUUUUUGUUUACUUAUUUGACUACAAAUGUCCAACAAGACACAAAGACUUGUUCCCGGAAGCGGAAGUGCCGAUGCACUUUGGAUCGUUUCACUCCCUAGACAUUCCGUUUCUGUUUAACUUGGCCGAAAAGAAAUCUUAUCUGAUGGAUCCGUGCGAGUCUGACAAACGCGUGAACGAAACGUGCACAACUAUGUUAGCUUCUUUCGUGAAAAGCGACGACUUGUCUCAAUUUCCAUUGGUUAGAUAUGAAACGACGAAAAAAACUGUGAAUAAAAUAACGGCUGAUGGGUUGACACCUGUAGGUAGCGAUUGUCUGCUACCGAAAAGAAAAGCACUAGCAUUUAAGACUAUUACUGCAUCAGCCAUGCUAUUAAUGGCUCCCAAUAAAUACUGAAC